GGGCGUUUCUAAAUUCUAAGCAGCGGAGGGGACGGACCUACACUGAACAUGGACGGGAAAAGAGAAACCCAAGUUGUGCAGUGAAUGUCAAAAUAACGGCCUUUUAAAGGAAACACACGAUCAGGAUCGAGCAGCUGGCAGGAUAAAGACGCAGCGACAUCCUGCACUUCUGGCAUCUGGACAGAAAAACCCCAUUGGUGAUUGGUGUGGACCGGGAUCAGACCUGCCUUUGUUGUGACGAAGGAGCGUCGCUCUCAUGUGGGAAGCACUCUGAGCUCCUGUGAUUGUGAUUGCAUUCGAAGCAUCCAGCUGUAACCACAAGUACUGCAACCAAGCAGCAGCAGCAGCAGCCUGCUCUCAUCAAUAUUUAAAAGCUUCCUAAUGGCUACUGUUGUUUCGUUCUAAUUUAUGACUGGGCCCUGAAGCCAUUACCACUUUAUAUCAGAUUUACAUGCUGCAGUGCUUUAUACAGUCUAAGAGCUGUUGAUGCAAUAGGCCGCAGUUGCCUCUUUAAUAACUGACACAUCUUUGCAUCUUAUUGUGGUUCCAAAAAAAAAAAAGAAAUCCAGCAGAGAGUGACAGUUGACCCUGCGCUGUUAACCCCACAAGCUCAGGAUGGCAGAGGGGCACCUAUACGCCACAGGCGCGGCGGCCAGGCUGAGGAGCCAGUGGGAUCGUGAACAAGGUCUGGGACAGAACCACAAUGCAGUGAAGUUUCUGGGUCAGGACUUUGAGUCUCUGAGAGCUCAGAGCCUGCGGAGCGGGAGGCUCUUCGAGGACCCGCUCUUCCCCUGCGCUUCAUCGUCCCUGGGCUUCGACGAGCUCGGCCCGAGAUCCUCCAAAACCCAAGGAGUCCGCUGGAUGAGGCCCACGGAGUUCUGCAAACGGCCUGAGUUCAUCGUAGAUGGAGCUACUCGCACAGACAUCUGUCAGGGAGCUCUGGGGGACUGCUGGCUGCUGGCGGCCAUCGCCUCGCUGACCUUAAACGACGACCUUCUCCACAGAGUGGUUCCUCAUGGUCAGGGCUUCCAGCAGGGAUACGCCGGCAUUUUUCACUUCCAGUUCUGGCAGUUCGGUGAGUGGGUGCAGGUGGUGAUCGACGACCGGCUGCCUGUGAAGGAUGGAAAGCUGCUGUUUGUCCACUCAGCAGAGGGAACCGAGUUCUGGAGUGCGCUGCUGGAAAAGGCCUACGCCAAGUUGAAUGGCUGUUAUGAAGCUCUGUCAGGCGGCAGCACAUCAGAGGGAUUUGAGGACUUUACAGGCGGCGUGACGGAGAUGUACGAGCUGAGGAAAGCCCCCCCGGACCUCCACAGCAUCAUCGGCAGAGCUGUAGACAGAGGAUCACUGCUUGGCUGCUCCAUUGACGUCUCCGGCUCAUUUGACAGGGAGGCCGUCACGUUCAAGAAGCUGGUGAAGGGACACGCCUACUCUGUGACUGGUGUGGACGAGGUGGUGUACAGAGGAAAUAUGACAAAGCUGGUUCGCAUCAGGAACCCAUGGGGGGAAGUGGAAUGGACUGGAGCCUGGAGCGAUAACUCCAGAGAGUGGGACAGUGUGGAUCGCUCCGUCAGAGGUCGCCUACAAAACCGCAGCGACGACGGAGAAUUCUGGAUGUCGUUCAGCGACUUCCUGCGUGAGUUCAGCCGUCUGGAGAUCUGCAACCUGACGGCCGACGCCCUGCAGAACAGCCAGCUGAAGAAGUGGAGCUCGUCGCUGUAUCAGGGCGAGUGGAGGAGAGGCAGCACUGCUGGAGGCUGCAGGAACUUCCCAGCAACUUUUUGGCUGAAUCCUCAGUUCAAGAUUGACCUGCAGCAUCCAGACUCUCCCGGCCAAUCAGACUGCAGCUUUUUGGUUGCUCUCAUGCAAAAGGACCGCAGGAAGAAACGGCGAGAAGGCAAAGACAUGGAGACCAUCGGGUUCGCCGUCUACGAGGUUCCGAAUGAGUUUUCAGGGAGGUCGGGAGUUCACCUCAAGCGAGAGUUUUUCCUCACCCACGCCUCCAGCGCUCGCUCAGAGCUCUUCAUCAACUUGCGGGAGGUCAGCUCGCGGUUGCGGCUGCCGGCUGGCGAGUACAUCAUCGUCCCCUCCACCUUCGACCCGCACAAAGAGGCCGACUUUGUCCUCAGGGUUUUCUCCGAGAAGCCUGCCAACUCUGAGGAGCUGGAUGAUGACGUUAUCGCGGAGCUUCCAACAGAGGUUCGUGUAGAUGAGAGCCAGAUCGACGCAGGCUUCAAGAGUCUCUUCCGGCAGCUGGCAGGAGCGGACAUGGAGAUCAGCGUGGCGGAGCUGCAAACUAUUCUGAACAGGAUCAUCAGCAAACACAAGGACCUGAAGACAGACGGCUUCACAAAAGAAGCUUGUCGCAGUAUGAUAAACCUCAUGGACAACGAUGGCAGCGGUAAGCUGGGCCUGGUAGAGUUCCAUGUCCUCUGGGAAAAGAUUAAACGAUACCUGACUAUAUUCAGGCAGUUUGACCUGGACAAAUCGGGCACCAUGAGCUCCUACGAGAUGAGGAUGGCUCUCGAAUCUGCAGGUUUCAAGCUGACCAACCACCUGUUCCAGCUGAUCAUCCUGCGAUACACGGAGGACGACAUGGCGGUCGACUUUGACAACUUUGUCACCUGCCUGGUCAGACUGGAAACCAUGUUCAAAACCUUUAAGACCAUGGACACAGAUGCAGACGGGCAGAUAUCCCUAAACUUCGUUCAGUGGAUCACCCUGACCAUGUUUGCCUAGAGACCAGCGGACUCCUCUGUAGCUGUCGCGCUGCAUCCUCCUGCAGCUCCAGGCCCAGUUAUCUCUUGUUUUCAGAAGUGCCUUUCCUCUUCCAGCUCUUCCUCUUCUUCAUGCUGCUUGGUGCUGAGGCCAUCUGACGCUUUAAAAAAAAAAAAAGAAAGAAAAAAAAAAAACACCUGCAGAUUCAUCUUUACAGUGCCUGUUUUGGAAUCGUGUGCCAAUCCGUCAUUUGCCGCUUCUCGUUGCCUGGCUGUUCGCUCUGUGAUAGCUCUGACAGCGAGACAAUACAAAGGUUUCUUCAAGGCAGAGCGAAUCUGGAGGCAGAAAUUAAUCUAGUGUUUAGAUUUCAGUUUGACAAAGUAACUUCUGUUAAAUAUAAACUGGAAAUAAACAAGUCAAACCUUUUUACGUUUACUCCUUAGCCAAGCUGUAGUCAAAGUUGAAAGAAAGACCAAACUUAAUGUAAAAAAAAACCCCUAAAUUAAUAAAUGGAAUAGGGGACAAUAAACACUACAUCAGUAAUUGCAAAAAAAAUUAGGAUGAACUGGUCAUCAUCAUCUUGUCUCUUCAGCAGAAUCAGCCUGGUUUAUCUGUUCUAUUAUCUAUUAUUCUAUUAGUUUCUGUUCGUCUUUCAAGUAGGACUUCAACAAAGGAUUAUUUUCAUUGUAGAUUAUUUUCUCCAUUACAUAUUUGGUCUAUAAAAUGUUUCCCAGAGCCCAAGAUGACGACCUCAAAAUGUCUUGUUUUGUGUACAAACCCAAAGAUAAUCCGUUUACUGUCAUCGAGGAGGAAAGAAACCAAAAAUAUUCACAUUUAAGAUGUUUGAAUCUGAGAAUUUCUGUUUUUUUAAGUAACAACAAGCUCAAACCUGUUCAUGAAAAUAAGCAAGUUGAGAGCUGAUCGAUUUAUUGAAUCGUCGCUGCAGCUCUGAUGUUCCAUCUUUGGUUUACUUGCAUCACAAUCGUGUUUUUUUCUGACCACUGCUCUGUAGCUGAACCAAGAACUUUUGCCUCCACUGUGGGAAUCUUGAGUCAUGGUUUUGCCUCUUUCAAGUUGGUCAAAUUUCUGAAUUCCUUCUUAUCAGGACUGACCAUGAAUGAUGACUCAUUAGAGAUUCAAGUUUAUAUUCAAAUUUCUACUUCAUAAGCACUCAGUUGGAACCGAUACAUUCAACUGCAGAAGUCAAUCAUUUGUGCUUGAGGACAAUCUUCUGGGAACUGCUCUUGAAGCCGCUGCCUGUCAGUUAUCACAGCCUCGGUGCCAAAUGUGGUCCAAGUGGAGAGCUGCUGAGUGUUCGGCUUGUUCUGCAGCCCACUCCAUGUAACAUUCAGUAUACACGAAUGUGAGUAUAAAUCUCGAGCAGGUCCUCGCAGCAGCACUGCUGGCCUGACAUUUUCUGUUUACAUCUUGUGCCAAACUUUGCUUUCACCUCAGCACUGAGGGCUCAUGAAGCUUUACUGGGCCCCUGCAGUUUAUGCAGAGACGAUGGCGGUGUACUGUAUCGUAUAGAAUGUGUUCUAUAAAUCUACUCCUGCAUCAUACAUACCGGCUUAUCAUUAUGCAUGGCACUUUUUACAGACUUGUUUUAAAGAAUAUGAAAAAAAAAACAAAAAACACACAUUUUACCUUUUAUGCUUUUAUGUAAUUUUUGGGAACUGGAUUUCAUCAUAAAAAGGGAUGUGUCAGCCUUGUUUAAUCUGUUCUUUCAUCGGGAACAAGAUGUCAAUAUUUUAAGGGAAGGCAAACAAUUAUGCAAGAGGGAUGGCUACGUUGUGUGCAUGCAUUGUGAAAUGUGACAUGUUCUCUGCUUCCUAUACCUUCUGCUCUAGUGUGGGGAGCAAGAGUUGUAUUUGAAGAAUAGUAUUCCAUGUAUGAGGGUCUACAAGAAGUCAAAAGACAAAACUGUCUCUUCUGCCAAUUAUUCUUCAAUCAUUUUUUUUGUCUUACAUAAAUGGAAGAAUUGCUUAACAUCAAAUGUGACUGCCAAAUCCAGUUUGUUGCAGAGUAACGCUUAUGUAACGUUGUGUAAUGUUUACAAUAGCAACAUUCUUGGUUUCUUUGAACCCGUUCAUCAUGCAACACAUGGGUUUACUGUGCGGCUUUCUCUGUCCGACCUAUACACACUUUGAGAAUAAACAUCAGGAGGUUUUUAUGAAUCUCUGAAUUCAU
This is a messenger RNA of Stegastes partitus (bicolor damselfish), 4905 nucleotides long. RefSeq names its product calpain 1 (gene capn1). The transcript has 22 exons. The record is from RefSeq and is a predicted model, not a curated record. Gene Ontology annotation, biological process: proteolysis. Bases 616 to 2736 code for a protein of 706 amino acids. Gene Ontology annotation, cellular component: cytoplasm. Gene Ontology annotation, molecular function: calcium ion binding; calcium-dependent cysteine-type endopeptidase activity. Lineage: Eukaryota; Metazoa; Chordata; Actinopteri; Pomacentridae.